Messenger RNA from Neomonachus schauinslandi (Hawaiian monk seal), 4708 nucleotides. RefSeq names its product transcriptional regulating factor 1 (gene TRERF1). The record is from RefSeq and is a predicted model, not a curated record. Gene Ontology annotation, molecular function: transcription corepressor activity. Gene Ontology annotation, cellular component: histone deacetylase complex; transcription regulator complex. Bases 456 to 4031 code for a protein of 1191 amino acids. Lineage: Eukaryota; Metazoa; Chordata; Mammalia; Carnivora; Phocidae. The transcript has 16 exons. Gene Ontology annotation, biological process: regulation of transcription by RNA polymerase II; negative regulation of DNA-templated transcription.
UCGCCCCCCAUCUCACCCCCCAAGCGGAGUCUGGUCUUGUCGGAUUGCCCAUGCACUUGUUGCAGAAACAGCCAAGAACCAGGCCUCCCCUUCCCACCUGCCCAGAAGCAUGAGAGCAGCAUGACUGGCCAGCUGCAGGAGAAGCCCCCAGAGCCAGGCCCCCAACUCAACCAUCUGCUGCGGAGGUCAAGGUGUGCGCGGCAUCUCUGCACCCCGGCAGUGUUCGGUCCGUACCUCGGCCCGCGUGACCAUGUCAAGCCCCCCGCUCUGCACAUGAGUGGUACAGACCAACAGGAACAUCUGGCUGCAGCCACGUCCACAGACAUGUCAGCCGUGGAAUAGUGUGGACACCUUCUCUCAGCUUCUCAGGGUUUCAGUCCUUUUGGGUUUGUUUCAUUGACCUUUUUUUUUUUUUAUGGUUUUGUGGCUGGACGUUCCCGGCCAAGGCAGGCGCCAUGGGGGAUCAGCAACUCUACAAGACCAAUCACGUGGCCCACAGUGGUGAGAACCUUUUUUACCAACAGACCCCACUUGGCAUCCAUGGCGGGCUGAACCACAACUAUGGGAAUACAGUCACAGGGGCUGGAAUGGAGGCCCCUCAGGCAUCACCCAUCUCCCCCCACUUCCCUCAAGAUACUCGGGAUGGUCUAGGCUUGCCUGUUGGCUCCAAAAACCUGGGCCAAGUGGAUACCUCGAGGCAGGGAGGGUGGGCAGGUCACACCGGGCCUGGAAACCAUGUCCAGCUACGCGGCAACCUGACCAACUCAAACAUGAUGUGGGGGACCCCAGCCCAGCCUGAGCCCACCGAUGGCUACCAAUACACCUACUCCCAGGCCAGCGAGAUCCGGACCCAGAAACUCACCAGCGGUGUCCUGCACAAGCUAGACUCCUUCACCCAGGUGUUCGCCAACCAAAACCUGCGAAUUCAGGUCAACAAUAUGGCCCAGGUGCUGCACACCCAGUCGGCAGUGAUGGAUGGGGCCCCUGACAGUGCCCUCCGCCAGUUGCUGUCCCAGAAGCCCAUGGAGCCCCCAGCGCCGGCUCUUCCUGCUCGCUACCAGCAGGUGCCCCAGCAGGCUCACCCUGGUUUCCCCGGCGGGCUGUCCAAGCCAGCCCUGCAGGUAGGGCCACACGCCAGCCAGGGGCACCUGUAUUACGACUACCAGCAGCCGCUGGCUCAGGUGCCAGUGCAGGGAGGACAGCCACUGCAGGCCCCCCCGAUGCUGUCCCAGCACAUGCAGCAGAUGCAGCAGCACCAGUAUUACGCGGCGGCGCCGCCGCAGGCUGGGCAGCAGCACAUGCCCCUGCAGGACCUGCCGCAGCAGCCGCCGCCGCUGCCACAGCCCCGCCCGUCGCAGCCUCAGCAGCCCCAACAGCAGCUGCAGCAGCGGCAGGGUCCGAUGCAGAUACCUCAGUAUUACCAGCCCCAACCCGCGAUGCAGCACUUGCAAGAGCAGCCUCAGCAACAGCAGCAGCAGAUGCACCUGCAGCCCCCCUCUUAUCACAGGGACCCCCACCAGUAUGGCCCGGAGCAGGCGCACGCUGUCCAGCUGAUCCAGCUGGGCUCCGUGCCCCAGUACUACUACCAGGAGCCCCAGCAGCCCUACGGCCACCACCUCUGCCAGCAGAGCCACCUGCCCCAGCACCAGCAGCGCGAGGACAGUCAGCCCAAGACCUACCCGAGCGACAGGCAGGCCCAGGCCAUGCUGAGCUCCCACGGCGACCUGGGGCCUCCCGAUGCAGGAAUGGGAGACCCAGCAAGCUCGGACCUGAACCGGCUCGGCGGGGCCCUCCCGCACCGGCCGCUCCUGUCCCCCGGUGGGAUCCACCUCAACAGCGUGGGGCCUCAGCACCAGCAGCUGUCUCCCAGUGCCCUGUGGCCCCAGAUGCACCUACCUGAUGGCAGAGCCCAGCCGGGGUCCCCCGAGUCAAGUGGCCAACCAAAAGGAGUGUUUGGGGAGCAAUUUGAUGCCAAGAACAAACUGACGUGCUCCAUCUGCCUGAAGGAAUUCAAGAGCCUACCUGCCCUGAAUGGCCACAUGCGGUCCCACGGGGGAAUGAGAGCCUCCCCCAGCCUCAAACAGGAGGAAGGAGAGAAGGCCCUGCCGCCUCAGCCUCAGCCCCAGCCUCCACUACCACCUCCGCCGCCACCGCAGCUCCCUCCCGAGGCAGAAAGCCUCACGCCUAUGGUCAUGCCCGUGUCUGUCCCUGUCAAGCUUCUCCCGCCCAAGCCAGGCUCUCAGGGCUUCGCCAGCAGCAUCGUUGCCGCCCCCUCCGCCAGAGACAAGCCAGCCAGCUCGAUGUCGGACGACGAGAUGCCCGUGCUCGAAAUCCCCAAGAAGCCUCAGCCCGUUGCGGCCAAAGCCGAGGAAGCCCUCAAGAGCUUGCCGGAGAAGAAGAAGUUCCGGCACCGGCCCGAGCCGCUCUUCAUCCCGCCACCGCCCACCUACCCCGCCAACCCCGCCGCCUCAUACUCGGGCGCCACCCUGUACCAGAGCCAGCUGCGCUCCCCGCGCGUCCUCGGGGACCACCUGCUGCUGGACCCCGCCCACGAGCUGCCCCCCUACACGCCCCCGCCCAUGCUGAGCCCGGUGCGCCAGGGCUCGGGGCUCUUCAGCAACGUCCUCAUCGCGGGGCACGGCCCCGGCGCCCACCCGCAGCUGCCCCUCACGCCCCUGACGCCCACGCCGCGGGUGCUGCUGUGCCGCUCCAACAGCAUUGAUGGCAGCAACGUGACAGUCACCCCAGGGCCUGGAGAGCAGACCAUUGAUGUUGAACCACGUAUCAACAUUGGCUUGAGGUUCCAAGCAGAGAUCCCAGAACUUCAGGAUGUCUCUGCCUUGGCCCAGGACACACACAAGGCCACACUGGUAUGGAAGCCCUGGCCAGAGCUGGAAAACCAUGACCUCCAGCAAAGAGUGGAGAAUCUCCUGAAUUUGUGCUGUUCAAGUGCGUUGCCCGGUGGAGGGACCAAUUCUGAAUUUGCUUUGCACUCUCUUUUCGAGGCCAAAGGUGAUGUGAUGGCCGCUCUGGAAAUGCUGCUGCUGCGGAAGCCGGUCAGGUUAAAAUGCCAUCCUUUAGCAAAUUACCACUAUGCCGGUUCGGACAAGUGGACCUCCCUAGAAAGAAAACUGUUUAAUAAAGCACUAGCCACUUACAGCAAAGACUUUAUUUUUGUACAGAAGAUGGUGAAGUCUAAGACAGUGGCUCAGUGUGUGGAGUACUACUACACGUGGAAAAAGAUAAUGCGCUUGGGGCGGAAACACCGGACACGCCUCGCAGAAAUCGAUGAUUCUGUGACGAGUGAAGAAGAAGAAGAGUUAGAGGAGGAGGAGGAGGACCCAGAAGAAGAUAGGAAAUCCACGAGAGAAGAGGAGAGUGAAGUGCCCAAGUCUCCUGAGCCGCCGCCAGGCCCCGUGCUGGCUACCGCGGAGGGGCCGCCCCUGCAGGCCCUCGGCCAGCCCUCCGGCUCCUUCAUCUGUGAGAUGCCCAACUGCGGGGCUGUGUUCAGCUCCCGACAGGCACUGAACGGCCAUGCCCGCAUCCACGGUGGCACCAACCAGGUGACCAAAGCCCGGGGGGCCACCCCCUGUGGGAAGCAGAAGCCGGGCAGCACCCAAAGCGGGUACUGCUCGGUGAAGAGCUCCCCCUCUCAUAGCACCACCAGCAGCGAGACAGACCCCACCACCAUCUUCCCCUGCAAGGAGUGCGGCAAAGUCUUCUUCAAGAUCAAAAGCCGAAAUGCGCACAUGAAAACACACAGGCAGCAGGAGGAACAGCAGAGGCAAAAGGCUCAGAAGGCAGCUUUUGCCGCCGAAAUGGCCGCCACUAUCGAGAGGACCGCGGGGGCGCCGGGGCUGCUGCCCCUGGACCAGCUGAGCCUGAUCAAACCCAUCAAGGACGUGGACCUCCUCGAUGGCGACGUGGUCCAGCAGUUGGGAGGCGUCAUGGAAGAGGCCGAGGUCGUGGACACGGAUCUCCUCUUGGAUGACCAAGAUUCGGUUUUGCUUCAGGCUGACGCGGAACUAUAAAGCCCCGCUUGUCACGCAGAGACAGCCAGCACCCACGGCCUCCGUCUUCGUUCAUCAGGAAACCCGGACUCCCUGCUCGCUUUGUAACCAUUUUAAACUACCUGUUUAAAAAAGUGGUCAUUUCAUUCAGGUUUAGGAAAAAAAAAAUUUUUUUUUUUCAGUUUCUUUUCCUUUUAUUUAAAAAAAAAAAUCAAUGUUUCUGUGGGAGGUUGGAGGGAAUAAAUAAUUGGCACAACUCUAUUUAAGAGGUGUUUCAUCUGGGCUACAUUCCUACGAACUCAUUCCUGGCAGGGAAUAAACCUGACCUUCAAUGUUCUUUUGCUUUCAGAUGUCAACCAUCCUUGCUGCCUUUGAUCCCAAAGCUUGCCGUGAGCGUGUGGAUGCGUGUGCGUGUGUGAAGCAGGCUACCCUCUUCGUGUUGGGGCCUUGGGCCGUCCUUUCCCACUAAGAGUUAUUUUUGUUCUGUUCUGACCUCAUUCUGUAGUUUGCAGUGAACCCGGAGUCUCUGCCAGGAGAUUCUGUGCAAAGGGGUAACUUUCCAGUGAGCAAAGCAAGCCCUCGUGUGACACGGCUUUCCUCUAGCACAUACACCAUUUGGAAAGUUGACCAAAUGUGAAAAUACGUUUUCUCCCUGCCUCGCCUAUCACCGUUGGCCUGUUUCCAGGAGUACUGUACAA